Aspergillus niger is the source of this 900-nucleotide messenger RNA. RefSeq lists its product as uncharacterized. Gene Ontology annotation, molecular function: small ribosomal subunit rRNA binding. Gene Ontology annotation, cellular component: small-subunit processome; nucleolus. Bases 1 to 900 code for a protein of 299 amino acids. The record is from RefSeq and is a predicted model, not a curated record. NCBI's taxonomy places the organism in Eukaryota, Fungi, Ascomycota, Eurotiomycetes, Eurotiales, Aspergillaceae. The transcript has 4 exons.
AUGAGGGCCAAGCGAUCCAAGAAGUACCGCAAGCUCAUGCACCAGUAUGAGCUUACGUUUGGGUUCCGUGAGCCGUAUCAGGUUCUGGUUGACUCUAAUUUCCUCCGCGCCGUCCACUCCUUCAAAAUGGACUUGAUCCCCGCUCUGGAGCGCACUCUUCAAGGCAAACCCAAGCCUCUCCUCACAAAAUGCUCCCUCGCCGCAAUCAUGGCCUCCCAACCCAUCAACCCCAGGACCAACAACCCCUACCGACCCGACCACCUCCCCCCACCCACCACCCUUCCUCUCCGCCACUGCUCCCACAACGCUGACUCGACCCCCAUCGACGAAGUCGAGUGCCUCCUCUCUCUCCUCUCGCCCUCCGCGGAGAGCAAAAAGAACAAGGAACAUUACAUCCUCGCGACGGCGGACCCGCACAACGCCAAGGACAAGUUGCUACGGCGCCAGGCUCGGUCGAUUCCAGGUGUGCCGAUUGUCUAUGUGAAGAGGUCGGUGAUGGUGUUGGAGCCGAUGAGUGAUCCUUCGGAUGCGAUCAGAGAGGGUGUGGAGAAGGGCAAGUUUAGGGUUGGGUUGAAUGAUGAAGCGAGAAAGCCGACGACGGCUGGGGACGGGGAGAAGACGAAGAAGAAGAGGGAUUUGAAGAAGCCCAAGGGACCGAAUCCGCUGAGUGUAAAGAAGCCGAAGAAGAGGGCGCCGGAAGAUACUUCCGGGAAGGCGGAGAAGCCGAAGAGAGAGGCUGAGGAGAGACCUGCUGCGGAGGAGCGGGAUGGAGAGGAUGGAGAUGCUGCGCCGAAGGCGAAGCGCAGACGUCGUCAUCAUAAUCGCGGUGCUGGGAAGACGGAUGGUGAUGAGGGUGGUGCGCAGGAGGCUGCCGCGCCGGCCGAUGCCAUGGAUGAUUGA